Fusarium graminearum PH-1 is the source of this 536-nucleotide messenger RNA. RefSeq lists its product as uncharacterized. Bases 98 to 301 code for a protein of 67 amino acids. The transcript is spliced from 2 exons. The record is from RefSeq and is a predicted model, not a curated record. NCBI's taxonomy places the organism in Eukaryota, Fungi, Ascomycota, Sordariomycetes, Hypocreales, Nectriaceae.
CUCAUCAUCAACAACGUUCACUCAACAUCAUAAGAAUCAUAGCACUCGUUAUGCACCAACUACAACUCUCAUCAUGAAGCUUAUCCCUCUUGUCACCAUGGCUGCCUUUGUAGCAGCUACCCCUGCCCCCAAGGGCUGCACGCCUGGAACCUACUCGUGUAUGGCCGACCUCAAGGGCUGGCAGGUCUGCAACGUCGACCGCACCUGGGUGUUCGCCGGUGCUUGUCCUCCAAAGACGGCUUGCCUGUUCAACAAGCAGAAUGGUUCGCCGUACUGCGUGCCCCCUGGCUUCCACUUCUAGGCUAGCUCUGUCUUGUAUUAGCCCGGGAUGGUUCCUUUGUAGUAGAUUUCCGUCAUUGGUCUUUCCGAUAUUUGAAGCCGGAAGUUGAUCACAGUGCGGUAUACGAAUGCGCUGGUGGACGCAUCUUUCUUAGUGUCAAUCCUUAUGCUUGCUAGCGAGGCCUACUAGCAGCUCUUUGUAGAUAGCUUCUUUCUUUAAUUUAUGCUUAUCCAUACUUUUUCUAAAAGUAAACGCG